AUGGCGCACCCUCGAGCCUGUUUUUCCCUAUCGACACGACCGUUUCUUUCAAGGCGCGCACGUUGCAGCCCGGCGCUUUUGCAAUUUGCACGAAAACCAUGUAUCGCAAGGCCUCGAUUUCAAAGCACUAAUGCCGAUGUCCCACCGCUAAGGCCCAGCAAUCCUGCCGUACCAGACGAGUCAUCUCCAGACCUGUCGCAUUUGGAUCCUACUCCCGAAGACUACUCUCGAUUCAUUUUCCAAGAUAAAUGCCGGGUGACAAUGCACGCCGGGUCUGGUGGCCAUGGCUGUGUCGCAUAUCUCCGUGAGAAAUACAUUGAGGAGGGACCCCCGUGCGGUGGCGAUGGUGGCAGCGGUGGAGGAAUCUAUAUCCAGACCGUGGAGGGCUUGACCAGUCUUCAUAAACUGGCACGCCGAGGAAUUAUCAGAGCUAGCCGGGGUCGAAAUGGCCAGGGAAAAAGCAAAGGUGGAAAACGAGGCGACGACAUACUUAUCCAAGUUCCCGUUGGCACCGUGGUGCGAGAAGUAAGCCGCUAUGACCCGGUCGAGGAGCAAUGGGCUCGCAUCAAGGAAGCCAAGGAAUCAGCUCAAUUCGCCAAAGAGAAGAAGGAGGUCUGGGGUAACCCCGAUGACCUCGAAGCCGAUAAUGAGGAGCUAGAAGAGCCAGAGGAGCCGGAGUACAAUCCCAUUCAACACGACCGCUGGGUGCUACACCCAUCCUCCAAGCCAUCUGAUUUCCUGAUGGUGCAAUUUCCGAAAUUAAACCCGCGCCGACAAAACAUCGCAGCCAUGGAGCCGAAGGCGCCUAUUUGGCUUGACCUCUCGAAACCCAUGGACAAACCCAUGCUUUUAGCCGCCGGUGGUGCUGGCGGUCUAGGAAAUCCACACUUCUCCACGCGCUCGAUGGGACGACCUAAAUUCGCAUCUCGUGGAGAAGGCGGCAUGAUGCUUGAGCUCGACUUUGAGCUCAAAAUUCUGGCGGAUGUCGGCCUAGUUGGAAAGCCUAACGCCGGCAAAAGUACGCUCCUGCGCUCCUUGACGAACAGUCGGACACGCAUUGGAAACUGGGAGUUCACCACUCUUUCCCCUCAUAUUGGUACUGUGAUCACCGAUGAUAUGAAGGGCCGCCCACUCGUGGAAUCGAAGGCCCGUCGCACUCACUUUACUAUCGCCGAUAUCCCCGGUCUGGUCGAGAAUGCCCAUCUGGACCGAGGACUUGGACUCGGGUUCCUGCGACACAUCGACCGGGCUGGGAUUCUGGCCUUCGUCGUUGACCUGAGUGUUGGUAACCCCGUGGAAGAGCUGAAGAAACUGUGGCAUGAGCUCGGGGAGUAUGAGCGAAUCCGCGAUACAGACCCUGACUGUGGCCCAGAGGAAGAAGACAAGAUCAUCGAAUGGAAUCCAUUCACGGAGGAGAAUGAGCAUGACGAACGCCCAUGGAAACCCGACAGCGAAGAGCCGGCCCGACUAGCUCCCAAUGCAAGCCCUGAUGGAUCUUUGCCUCCACUGGCCAUGCCUCCUGUGCAUAUGAAGCCCUGGUUUGUCGUGGCUACCAAGGCAGACUUGGAAAACACCCAGUCCCAGUACCGUGCUCUGCAAGAGUAUCUGUCUGGUGUCCAGAACGGGUCAAUUGAGCAUCCAUCUGGCCACGCUAAGGGAUGGAAAGACCGAGUGUGCGCUGUCCCCGUCAGUGCCAAACAAGGCGAGGGUGUCUCUCGAAUUCCGAAGCUGGUGAUGGACCUUCUGGAGUGA
Molecule: messenger RNA, 1752 nt
Organism: Penicillium olsonii
Lineage: Eukaryota; Fungi; Ascomycota; Eurotiomycetes; Eurotiales; Aspergillaceae
Source: the annotation of a GenBank genome assembly